Malassezia japonica is the source of this 630-nucleotide messenger RNA. RefSeq names its product 60S ribosomal protein L13 (gene rpl13). The record is from RefSeq and is a predicted model, not a curated record. The transcript has a single exon. The coding region runs from base 1 to 630 and encodes 209 amino acids. Gene Ontology annotation, cellular component: ribosome; cytosolic large ribosomal subunit. Gene Ontology annotation, biological process: translation. Lineage: Eukaryota; Fungi; Basidiomycota; Malasseziomycetes; Malasseziales; Malasseziaceae. Gene Ontology annotation, molecular function: structural constituent of ribosome; RNA binding.
AUGGGUUUCCGCCACAACAAUAUCCUCUUUAACAACCACUUCCACAAGGACUGGCAGCGUCGGGUGAAGGUCUGGUUCGACCAGCCCGGUGCCAAGAAGAGCAGGCGCAACGCUCGCGCUGCUAAGGCCGCUGCCCUCGGCAUGCGUCCCCUGCAGCCCCUGCGCCCUGCCGUUCGCGCCCCGACCCUGAAGUACAACACCAAGCUGCGCCAGGGCCGUGGUUUCACCCCCGAGGAGCUCAAGGCUGCUGGCAUCCGCAAGAAGGAGGCCCGCUCGAUCGGUAUCCCCGUCGACCACCGCCGGAAGAACAAGAGCGAGGAGAGCCUGAAGCUCAACUCUGACCGCCUCAAGGCCUACAAGGAGCGCCUCGUUGUGCUGCCCCGCCGCAACAAGAACAACAAGGACAAGAAGACUGACCUCUCGGCCCUUGAGACCAUCCGCGUCACUGACGCCGCCUUCCCCAUCCCCGCUGGCACUACCCAGGAGGCUCCCCGCGCCAUCACCGCCGAGGAGAAGGAGACCGAUGCUUUCCGCACCCUGCGCAUGGCCCGCGCCAACCACCGUUCCGAGGGUGCCCGCAAGUCCCGCCAGGCCAAGAAGGACGAGGAGGCUGCCAACGCCAAGAAGUAA